UUUACAGGUUCUCGCUCCCAACAUAUUCGGUUGACACAUCUGCGCGAGCGCAACUAUAAGUGCACUCAUUGCAAUAUGGCGUUUGGUAAACGACGAGCACUCCUCAGCCACCUGGCUACCAAACACGGAAUAGGCGAGAAAAAGAACCAGUGUCAGUUAUGUGACAAGGCGUUUUAUAGAAGUACAACUUUGAGGUAUCACAUGAAAACGCACGUUAAACGUGAUCGAAAUAGGUACGUGUGCUACAUUUGCGGUCUGAGGUUUUCGUACAAAACGUUGCUGAUGAAUCAUCAAAAAAGUCAUGAGAACGAGUCUGCAGAAGUCAUAAAUGAAUCGAUCAUAAUAGACCCGACCUUGGAAGGUUCUAAUGAUACGGUUUAUUUUGAAAUAACUGAGGGAUAAAUGACAAUAAAUGAUUUUUAAAAGUUAAUAUGUUGUUU
Messenger RNA from Hyposmocoma kahamanoa, 440 nucleotides. RefSeq names its product zinc finger protein 382-like. The record is from RefSeq and is a predicted model, not a curated record. The transcript is spliced from 3 exons. Bases 76 to 402 code for a protein of 108 amino acids. Lineage: Eukaryota; Metazoa; Arthropoda; Insecta; Lepidoptera; Cosmopterigidae.